Molecule: messenger RNA, 3843 nt
Organism: Pyricularia grisea
Lineage: Eukaryota; Fungi; Ascomycota; Sordariomycetes; Magnaporthales; Pyriculariaceae
Exons: 2
Coding region: 175-1113 (312 amino acids)
Biological process (GO): SRP-dependent cotranslational protein targeting to membrane
Cellular component (GO): cytoplasm
Molecular function (GO): GTP binding
Source: RefSeq, a predicted model, not a curated record
AGAUAGAGUACCUACCUAGUUAUGGAAGCUAUUCGGAAUCCAGGCCUAUACUAGGAUAGACUUCACAAUAAACACAUCAAUCACAACUGGGUUUUAGUUCAAGCUGCUGCUUACCCCAAUUAGGUUGCAUUUUGCUUAGAGAUAAAAGAAGGGUUACAACCUCCUCCAGCCAUAAUGGCCGCCGUCAUAUCGUCAGCCACCCCGGACGCCCCCCUGCAGUCCCGCAUAGUCGACGACAAGUCCCCAAUAUGCAUACCUUUCAUAUUGGAGCGCCUGUCCGUCUGGAGGAAAGCACGGGAGGAGAAUGACAGACGGCCGUUCUUCAUCGGCCUGAAUGGUGUCCAGGGUGUCGGCAAGACGACCCUCGUCCGCGCCCUGGCCGAGACGCUACAGCAGCGCGAGAUGCUCGAGACCAUCGUCGUGAGCAUCGACGACUUUUACCUCGGUCACCAGACUCAGCUCGCUCUUGCCGAGUCACAACCAGACAAUUCUUUGAUUCAGUAUCGGGGAGAGCCUGGUACACAUGACAUCGAGUUGAUGCAGUCAUUCUUUACCGCCGUCAUCAAUGGUCAGCCUACCAAGAUUCCCCAAUACGACAAGGGGGCGUACUCGGGCCUCGGCGAUCGUGCACCCGAGUCCACCUGGCCCAGCAUAAACGGCCCGGACCAACGCCCCGUCCAGGUCGUCUUGGUAGAGGGUUGGUGCGUCGGGUUCCGCGCCCUCAAGCCCGAGGCCGUCGUCGAAAAGUGGCGCAGCCCCGACACCCGGACGCUCAGGAACCACAGGACGGAGCAUCUUCUGUUCGUCAACGAGAAGCUCGGAGCCUACGAUGACGUGCUCACGAAUAACUUUGAUGCAUUCGUCCAUAUUGAUGCCCAGCAGCUCGAGUAUGUCUACGAUUGGAGGCAGGAGCAAGAGGCGCAGUUGAGGAAUGAAAGGGGAACUGGAAUGUCUGAUGAGCAGGUGGUUCGCUUUGUUGACGCUUACUAUCCUGCGUAUGAGCUGUACUCUGAUGGAGUGCGUGCCGGCGUGUUGCUACCGGAACGGCCCGGCUGUCAGUUGACUUUGAUCGUGGAUAGACAUCGUCGUGUCGUGGAGCACUUUGUUCUGUAAAGACUCAUACAUCACUUCCUCGUCACAAGUGGAAAAUAGCAAGCAAGAAAAGUCGACAUUUUCAGUAAUACAUGGUAAAAGCAAAUGAGGGCAAACAUCUAAAGUACCGCUCUGGCCCUUCUAACACAGUUCUUCUCGGGACAUGACGAAUCUCGCUCCUCUCCGCAUUUCUUGCUCUGUGGUCAUAGCUCAUCAAUCAUAUACGUUCAUAAACAGAUAAAUACCCCAGCUAAGCGAACUUCCUCCAAUGUCAAGAAGAGUAAAGGGAUGACAUCCGACUCACGACGCGCCGGUCAUAAUGGCAACAGAAAUUGCCCUUAUUGUCACAUAGCGACAGCUUGUGAACCUUUCUCAUCACCACAUCAUCGAUGCUUUGUAACAGCUCAUUAUGUCAUCUCAUAUGUUGAUGUCCUUCCCUUUCAUCAUACCUUCGCCCUCAUGUUUCAGACUCGUCAAGGCUUGCUCGAUCUUUUCUGUCCUGUUUCGCACAGCUUGCUCUCUGGCGGAGAUCUGGCCCUCAAAAUGACUGACGAUUUCGCGCUUCUCUCGCCGGGCUGCUUUGAUCUCGCCCACGAGUUCGCCAAACCUGCCCAGGAACCAGUCGCCACAUUCAUCCCACUCGCUCACUGAAAGCCGGGUAAAGAAGUGAUGCUGUGAGUUCUCAUCCUGAUUCUGAUAGUGAGAUAGCUUCUGAACCAGUGUGUCUCCCGACGAUGGUGUGUUGGUUCUUUGGAUCGCGGAGCGAGCCGGGUCAUGAUCGAAAGAUUCGUUUCGAAGCUCGGUAUAAUCCAUCCUGGAUAGUGCCUGAUCGUCGUAGUCCAAACUAAGGCGACGCUUUUUUUGAUGGGUCACAGUGAGCUGCUCGCGGUUGCUAUUCACGCGUGGACCGGCGGUCUGGCGAGAGCCGUUGGCUGCCGAUGGAGGAAAGCUGUGCUGCCUAGUGGCGGUGAGGGAGACUGGAGGCACGGAAGUUACGCCGUUUGUCUGAGGCCAAUUGUUUGUCAAAGGCGGGGGGUAGCCAGCAAUUGCGUCUCUUCCAAGACCAAGAGAUGCUUUGCUCUUGCUCGGGCGUGGUGUUCGCUGUUCUGCUAGAGCCUCGUCUUCUUGAGACGCCGCGUCACUUUGAUCUUCUGGAGGCACAGGUGUCUGCUGUGCAGUUUCCAGAUCAAAGAACUGCGUGGAUCUGUGAUGAUGGCUCAUAUCUCGCGAGCGACGAUCGGCGUGGGCCCUGGUGGGUUUAUCACGUCCGUUCUGGUGAUGCUCUGGGGAGACAGACGGAAACGCCUCUUGGCGAGAAAAUAUCGGUGCCUCCACGUAGGACCGUCUUCGGCCAGCGUCUUGGUAGCUCUGAGCGACGUCUCUAGCGUCACGAAUUGCGAUCUUACUGUGCUUGAGUUGCUUCCUGGGCGUUGACUCUGCGUCGGAUCUAUCGGCAAAGGGUUCGUCUAGAAUUGUGUUUGCCUCGAUGCGCUUGCCGUUUUGCAGGCUACCGUGGACGAGUGCUGUGCUGCCUCCCUUGGAAUGAUCAACACUUCUGAUAUAGCCGUUUUCGUUCAGGAUGAAGGGACCGUGUUCUCCGCUGUGAGUUGAUACGGGUAGAAAAUUACGCUCAUGCUGAAACGAUGGCGGUUGUGUCCGAGGCGCAUGUGCCCGAGGUUGAGGCGCUGGGUCUACUCGAGGUUCAUAGGGAACCAUCCGCUGUUGAUCGCGCUCCGAUUGCCUUUCACUAUCAAGUAGAGACCCUAUGGUAGAGUCCUCCCAAGUAUCGUGAUGGGGUCGGCCAGACGGAGGAGGUCCACGGACACCAUCCGAGUUUGCACGUAUGUGCUGAGAAGUCUGGGCUUGAGCUAGACCUGAAGACGGAGCCCUUGGUAAGCUUGAAGCCGUCGGCUGGCUUGCUGCCUGACGUAGACCAAACUUUGGGACCGGUAGUUUGUGGGCAUCUGCCAGCUGCUGAUGUGACCCCUGUCGCUGAUGAUGCACUUGGGUACGUGGUGGCGUUUGUUCCUGCUGCUGCGGCGGCUUUUGCGGUUGCUGCAGCUGUUGAUGGAAAUGCUCCUGAAGCUGUUGGUUCUGGAAGAGUUGUACGGGCUGCUGCCUUUGAUGAUUCUGUUUUUGCUGCUGCGUCUGUGAUGCUGGUUCAGGCCCUCCACUUUGGGUUCCAGUUUGGGCACCACCAUCUUUGGGAUGGCGGAUGAAGGAAAGCAUCCUGUUUGGGAUACCAGGCAUCUUAUUCGACACACUGGGCAAUUUCAGUGUUGUCGUCAGGCAGGAACAGCGCGACGUGGCUAACCGUGUUGCCUCCACUCACAGGCAGAGGGUUUGUUUGUGUGCCUGUCCUGAUUCGAGUCGCAACGACGCGUUCUGAAACCUGUUUCCAGCUUGACACGAGAGUAUGUACCGAUAAAUGAGCCAGUGAGUGACAUGUGUACAUACAGACACCUCAGGCGGGAAUUGGUUUUGGCGACGUUCCCUCUUAUGUAUGGCCAGAAUUCUGCAGCCUCUGGUUCAGAUCGCCAACCAAAGUGGUUUACCGCCUUGGGUGUAGGUACUCUGGGUAAGGCACCCAGAUAGAGCCCGUCUAGGUUUUGUCAAGGCGAUUGGGUGGCAAUGCUGAACAAAGAGUUGAUGGUUUUUUUCCCCAUAGCCUUGAAAAGUAACAGAGAUAGCAGGUUGAUUGGCCAGUACGCCUGUGCAUACACUACCCUCCCCGACGUGGUUCAAGUGAAG